AUGGUGAUAAAGGAUUAUGAGAUCCCAGGCCCAGAUGAAGGACCAAGAUCUCGACGGAAGAUCGCGUUCAAUGGUUCCUCCAAUUAUAGUGGUCAUUGUGUGGGAGUUGUUCUGAUGAAUCCAAAAGGUGGUUAUACUCGUUUCACAACAAGGUUGUGCUUUGACUGUCCAAACAAUGUCGCGGAAUAUGAAGCUUGUAUCCUUGGUAUUGAAGCUGCAAUUGAUCUCCAAAUCAAGAUCCUUGAGGUGUAUAAAGACUCAGGCUUGGUGAUAUAUCAAAUCAAAGAUGAAUGGGAAACCCGUAAUGCGAAGCUGAUCUUGUAUCGUGUUCAUGUUGUAAAGUUGAUGGAAUACUUUGAUGAUAUCACUUUCCAUCACAUCCCAAGAGGAGAAAAUAAAAUGGCUAACGCUUUGGCAACCUUAGCAUCUAUGUACCAAGUCAAAUUCCAUAAUGAAGCUUCAAUUAUCCAAAUAGAGCGAAGAGAUGAGCGUGCCUACUGUCAAUUGAUUGAAGAAGAAAUUAAUGGUAAACCAUAG
Molecule: messenger RNA, 537 nt
Organism: Lathyrus oleraceus (garden pea)
Lineage: Eukaryota; Viridiplantae; Streptophyta; Magnoliopsida; Fabales; Fabaceae
Exons: 1
Coding region: 1-537 (178 amino acids)
Molecular function (GO): RNA-DNA hybrid ribonuclease activity; nucleic acid binding
Source: RefSeq, a predicted model, not a curated record